AUGGCAAGUAAAAUCAAAGUUGAGAAAUGGGAUGACAGUGUUGAUGGAACUCUUUCUGUUGAAGCCAUGGAAAAAAAACUCCGUAAACAAGGCUACCAUUGUACACAGUACCAAUUUUCACCUGGGACUAACUUUCCUGAUCAUACGCAUAGUAUUUCAAAGAAGGAUUCAAUAGUAACAGGACAGUUCCAGUUUUGUAUGUAUGGUGAAACUAUAAUUCUAAAGCCAGGAGAUAUGGUAGAAGUGCCAAAGAAUACUGUGCAUAAUGCAAAAGUUGUAGGAAACGAGAGUGUAGUGUUCUUUGAUGCAACAAAAUGA
This is a messenger RNA of Mercenaria mercenaria, 318 nucleotides long. RefSeq lists its product as uncharacterized. The transcript has a single exon. NCBI's taxonomy places the organism in Eukaryota, Metazoa, Mollusca, Bivalvia, Venerida, Veneridae. The coding region runs from base 1 to 318 and encodes 105 amino acids. The record is from RefSeq and is a predicted model, not a curated record.